Molecule: messenger RNA, 9802 nt
Organism: Egretta garzetta (little egret)
Lineage: Eukaryota; Metazoa; Chordata; Aves; Pelecaniformes; Ardeidae
Gene: ZBTB21
Product: zinc finger and BTB domain containing 21
Exons: 3
Coding region: 3799-7218 (1139 amino acids)
Biological process (GO): negative regulation of DNA-templated transcription; regulation of transcription by RNA polymerase II
Cellular component (GO): nucleus
Molecular function (GO): protein binding; DNA-binding transcription factor activity, RNA polymerase II-specific; RNA polymerase II cis-regulatory region sequence-specific DNA binding
Source: RefSeq, a predicted model, not a curated record
GUUUUGUGUAUUCUUUCAUCAUUAUUAUUAGUUUCCCUUCUUUUUCUGUCCUAUUAAAUCAUCUUUAUUUCCACCCAUGAGUUUUAUCUUUUUUCCGAUUCUCUCCCCCAUCCCACUCGGGGGCUGUGAGCGAGUGGCUGGAUGGUGUUCAGCUGCCUGUUGGGUUAAACCACAACAGUCCUUUUUGGUGCCCAACAUGGGGCUCAAAGGAUUGAGAUAGUGACAGAUCUGACCAGAGCGUGUUAAAAAAAAUUUGUUACAAGCAUUCAUCGCUAGAUUAAUAGUCACUGGUUGCAAUGUUGGUUUAUUUGCGCUCAGAGCAAUUGUGCUUGUUCUCAGAGCUGGGUUAUGUAACACCUCGCUUGCAGUGUGUGUUCCCUGUUGUGCUGUUUUAUCACCUCUGGGGGCUGGAUUAAGGUUAUAAUUUUGCUGUACUGGGUAACGCUGGCUUAUGAUACGAUAAAAUUACUGGUUGUGAGACUAAUCUGGUAUUUGUACUUCGCAUUGCUGUCAUCUCUGUACUUCGGGAACCAUCUCUCAGAAACUAUUAAUAAUUACACUCUUUACCGUCUCUCCUUUUAGAGCUAAUCUAUGGGGGAGACAAGGGGAAACACUUUCCCCUGCUCCUUCACCUUCUCCUUCUCCUGCAGGCUAGUUACAAUAGCUCUUGAGAAUUUUGAAUAUCCUUAGGAUGCUCAAACCAGCAUGUUCCUAUUGCUAUGUCUCUGAAUGUGUUUCCGGUCUUGUUUAAGGUUAAACAACUAUUUAAGAAUACCACCCAGAGAUCUGCCCCGAGGCUGGAUAGUUAUGAGUGGCAGGGGGUGUGGGAUAGUAGAGGCAAGUGCCUAGGACAUUGGGCACCUCCAGUGUUUUGGAACUUCACCCCCAAACAAGUGCAGAAUCCUGAAAAACUAGUAAAAUAUUUGGGGACAGUAUGCUGUCACCCUGGCAGUUCCAGAGGAGACGCAAAUCACUGCAACAUGCUGGAGCCUGGCCCAUGCCUACCGAGCCUUGUUCAACACUGUUCAGUACCCUCAAGGGGAAGAGAAAGUCUCUGGAUCUGAGGACAAAACAACAGGUGAACAAAGCAACAGCGACUCCAAGCCCAGCAACAGGCACUGCAGCAGUACCAGAGAACCAGCCCUGCUGGUAUCAGUUGCCCCUAUACACAAGAAGAAAUACCAGAUGAGAAAGUCAGCUCAUUUAGUAACGGAAGAAACUCCUAUUAGGAAGGGGAAGCAGGAAUAAAUGGAUGAGGCAGGCUACUCUGAAGCAGGGCCAUCACGGGAAGAGGAGGAAGAGGCAGAACUCCUAAAUGAGGCGGUAACCACAUGAUCCCUAUUCCUGCGUGAGCUGCGAGAUAUGUGAAAAGAUUUCAGCCAUCAUCCAGGCCUGCGUCUCAGCCUUGGAGAAACUGUGCCAGCAGUUCCAGCAAUUCAAAGAAGAUAUGCCCUACUCCCCACCUGUACAGACCGGUAUCUCAGCUAUUAGGAAUAAGUGUUCCUCUGCUCAAGAGAGAAGAUAUAGAAGGUACAUAGCACUGGCCACCCUGUGGUUUUACCUGCAUGACCACCAAAGGAUAUGAGGAAGUGGGAUGGAAAACCUACCUCGGCCUUGGAGGCACAGGUAUGUGAGUUAAAAGGAAAAACAAUCACAAAAGGGGGUUCUUCCAGGAAAAUUGCUGCUCCAGUUUCCAGUGGGCAGUUCCCCAGACAGAAUAGAAGAGCUGAUCUUACUUCUGAUCUUAACAAAGGGACUUCUGAUUCGUAUUUACAAGUAGUGAGUAACAAAUACUGUGACCAGGACUAGCAGGGCCCUGCCUUCAGCCAGGUGGAGGAAAGGGACAACUGGGUUUACUGGACUGUGUGGAUUCGAUGGCCUGGCACAUCAGACCCACAGAAGUAUAAAGCUCUAGUGGACACUGGUGCACAGUGUACCGUAAUGCCAUCAAGCCAUACAGGGGCAGGUCCCAUCUGUAUUUCUGAAGUGACAGGGGGAUCCCAACAGCUGACUGUAUUAGAGGCCAAAGUGACCCUAACUGGGAAUGAGUGGUAAAAGCACCCCAUUGUGACUAGCCCCGAGGCUCUAUGCAUCGUUGGCAUAGACUACCUCAGGAGAGGGUAUUUCAAGGACCCCAAAGGGAACCAGUGGGAUUUUGGAGUAGCUGCCUUGGAGGCAGAGGAAAUUAAGCAGCUGCCUACCUUGCUGGGUCUUUUGGAGGACCCUUUUGUCGUGGGAUUGCUGAGGGUGAAAAAACAACAGGUGCUGAUCACUACCACAGCGGUGCACUGGUGGCAAUAUCCCACCAGCCGAGACUCCCUGAUUCCCAUCCAUAAGCUGAUUCGUCCAACUGGAGGGCCAAGGAGUGAUCAGCAAGACUCGCUCACCCUUUAACAGUCCCAUAUGGCCAGUGUGGAAGUGUAAUGGAGAGUGGAGACUAACAAUAGACUGUCAUGGCCUGAACGAAGUCAUGCCGCUGCUGAGUGCUGCCAUGCCAGACAUGCUAGAACUUCAAUACAAACUGGAGUCAAAGGCAACCAAGUGGCAUGCCACAACUGAUAUCGCUAAUGCGUUUUUCUCAGUCCUUUUGGCAGCAGAGUGCAGGCCACAGUUUGCUUUCAGUUGGAGGGGUGUCCAGCACACCUGGAAUCGGCUGCCCCAGGGGUGGAAACACAGCCCUACUGUUUGCCAUGGACUGAUCCAGACUGCGCUGGAACAGUGUGAAGCUCCGAACACCUGCAAUACACUGAUGACAUCAUCGUAUGGGGCAACACAGCAGAAGCAGUUUUUGAGAAAGGGAAGAAAAUAGUCCAAACCCUUCUGAAGGCUGAUUUUGCCAUAAGACAAAAUAAUGUCAAGGGACCUGCACAGGAGAUCCAGUUUUUAGGAAUAAAAUGGCAAGAUGAGCGUUGUCAGAUCCCAAUGGAUGUGAUCAACAAAAUAACAGUCAUGUCUUGACCAACUAGCAAAAAGAAACAUAAGCUUUCUUGGGUGUUACGGGUUUUUGGAGAAUAUGCCAAAUUACAGCCUGAUCAUAAGCCCAUUUUACCAAGUGACCCGGAAGUAAAACAAUUUCAAAUGGGGCCCUGAGCAACGACCUUUGAACAAAUUAAACUGGAGAUAGUUCAUGCAGUAGCCCUUGGGCCAGUUUGGGCAGGGCAAGAUGCAAAAAAUGUGCUCUACAGCACAGCCAGGAAAAUGGCCUUACCUGGAGCCUCUGGCAGAAUGCACCAGGGGAGACUCGAGGCCAACGCCUAGGGCUUUGGAGUCGGGGAUGCAGAGGAUCCGAGGCCCGCUGUACUCCAACUGAGAAAGAGAUACUGGCAGUAUAUGAAGGAGUUUGAGCUGCUUCAGAAGUGAUUGGUACUGAAGUACAGCUCUUCCUGGCACCCCGACUGACGGUGCUGGGCUGCAUGUUCAAAGGGAAGGUCCCCUCUACACAUCAUGCAACUGAUGCUACAUAGCUCAGGAAUCCUGAAAGUGAUCAUGGUCUGGCCAGAAGGCAAAGAUUUCAGAAUAUUGCCAGAGGAGGAGGUAGUGCAUGCUGAAGAGGUCCCGCUGUGUAAUAAACUACCUGAAAACUAGAAGCAGUAUGCCCUGCUCACUGAUGGGUUCUGUCGCCUUGUGGGGAAGCAUUGGAGGUGGAAGGCUGUUGUACGGAGUCCUAUACAAGUUGCAGAAACUGCUGAAGGAGAAGGUGAACCGAGCCAAUUUGCAGAAGUGAAGGCCAUCCAGCUGGCUUUAGGUAUUGCUGACUGAGAAAAGUGGUCAGUGCUCUAUCUCUAUACUGACUCAUGGAUGGUGGCAAGUGCUCUGUGGGGGUGUUUGCAGCAAUGGAAGCAGAACAGCUGUCAGCACAGAGGUAAAUCCAUCUGGGCUGCUGCAUUGUGGCAAGGUAUUGCUGCCCAGGUAGAGAACCUGGUUGUAAAAGUAUGUCACGUAGAUGCUCACGUACCUAAGAGUCGAGCCACUGAAGAACAUCGAAACACCAGCAAGUGGAUCAGGCUGCUAAGAUUGAAGUGGAUCAGAAACAUCAGAAUCAUGGAGGGGCUCUUGCAUUACAUAAAUCCAGCACAUGCCAUUUCACUUCUAAGCGCACUGAAUGAGGAGCGUCUAAAGGGACAGCUGUGUGAUGUUGUUCUUAUAGUAGGAGAUCAGAAAUUUCGAGCUCAUAAAAAUGUUCUGGCUGCCAGCAGUGAAUACUUCCAGACUCUGUUCACAAAUAAGGAGAAUGAGUCUCAGUCAGUGUUUCAACUCGACUUUUGUGAACCAGAUGCUUUUGAUAAUGUGUUAAACUACAUUUAUUCUUCAUCCUUGUUCAUUGAGAAAGGCAGUCUUGCAGCUGUGCAAGAACUGGGCUACAGUCUUGGAAUAUCCUUUCUUACAAACAUUGUUUCUAAGAGUCCUCAAGCUCCUUUUCCAGCUUGCCCUAUUAAGAAAAUACUGUAUCAAGAUGAAGAUGAAAGUAAUUCUCAGAAGAGAAGUGUCAUUGUCUGUCAGAACAGAAUUGAAGCGCAAGCAAAAAGUGUAAAUCAAACACAACAUGAUUUAAGCCAUACUUCUAAACCUUCACCCUCUGCUGCUGUCAAAACUAGCAGUAGACCACAGGUAACAAAACCAACUGAAACCCUUCACAAUUUAUCACUGACUGAAAGGAGAUGGCUGAAAGAAAGCCCUGUGAGCUAUACGAAGCUUCAUGAAACUUCUGGAACUGUGGAGGAUCAGAGCAGAGGUGGUCUAGUGAAAAGGAACACAGUACUGCCUCAAAUGCCUUUAGCAGAGAAAGAAAUUGCAAGCGAUGAACCAGGAAGCAGUGGUCAGCUUUUAAGAGGAAAGGCCGCAGAGUUGCCAUUAAAAAGACUGCGUCCACCAGUCUUGUCUCUGCGUGGUGCAUCAGAAUCUACAUUUUUGUUGCGAGAGGCAGGAAAAGGAAAUGGCCAAGGUGAAGACAGGAAUUUGCUGUACUACUCAAAGUUAGGGUUAGUAAUCCCAUCUAGCGGAUCUGGUCCAGAACACCAAAGUAUUGACAGAAGUGGGCCACUUGUAAAAAGUCUCCUGCGAAGGUCACUGUCCAUGGACAGCCAGGUCCCUAUUUACUCACCUUCUGUUGACCUAAAACCUUCACAAGUAUCAUCAUCCUCCUCACCAGGAACUAAUGAUUCCCAGAAGACAUUUAAUGUUGUAUCUCAAAAGUCAUCCUUGAAAGGGUCAUCAGAGAAGUUAGUCUUAGAUGAAAAACCACAGGUAAUACACCCACAUCGCCUUAGGUCUUUCAGUGCCUCUCAGUCAACUGAUAGGGAGGUUGCUUCCCCUCUCACAGAGGUGCGAAUAAAAACUGAACCUAGCAGUCCACUUUCAGAUCCUGCCGAAAUAAUUAGAGUUACAGUGGGUGAUGCUUCAGCAUCGACAAAUAAAGACUUUCCUUUUAAAACCGAGGAUGAUCAUAAGGAACCAAGUAGACUUCCAGCAAAAAGGAGAUUUCAAGCUGACAGAAGACUACCAUUUAAGAAACUGAAGGCGGAUGAGGAGGGUUCUCCUGGGUCAGAAGAUAACUUUGAGGAAGGCUCAAGCCCUACGCACCUUGAUGCUGAUUUUCCCGAUUCUGAUGUCAGUAAAGACGAAUACAGUGAGAUGGAAGAAGCAAGACCAAAUAAAAAAUUUAAAUGCAAGCACUGCCUUAAAAUUUUCAGAUCAACAGCAGGUCUUCAUCGUCAUGUUAACAUGUAUCAUAAUCCAGAGAAGCCCUAUGCUUGUGACAUAUGCCACAAGAGAUUUCACACAAAUUUCAAAGUGUGGACGCACUGCCAGACCCAACAUGGAAUUGUGAAGAAUCCCUCACCUGCUUCCAGUUCACAUGCUGUUUUGGAUGAAAAAUUCCAAAGAAAACUGAUCGAUAUAGUGAGAGAGAGAGAAAUUAAAAAAGCUUUAAUCGUUAAACUAAGACGUGGCAAGCAAGGCUUUCAGGGACAGUCUGCUUCACAAGCACAACAAGUCAUCAAAAGGAAUUUAAGAUCAAGAACCAAGGGAGUCUAUAUUUGUACCUACUGUGGGAAAGCUUAUCGUUUCCUCUCACAAUUCAAACAGCACAUAAAAAUGCACCCAGGGGAGAAACCAAUUGGAGGAAAUAAGGCUCCUAAGCAGAAAGACCAUAUUCAUAUUGAAAGUCCAGUAGAAAGCAAAGAGGUUUAUCAGUGCCGUCUCUGCAAUGCUAAGCUCUCUUCUCUUAUUGAACAGGGAAAUCAUGAGCGACUCUGUAGAAAUGCUACUGUCUGUCCAUACUGCAGCCUUAGAUUUUCUUCUCCAGAGCUGAAGCAUGAGCACGAAAGCAAGUGUGAAUACAAGAAGCUUACCUGUCUCGAGUGCAUGCGUACCUUUAAAUCAUCCUUUAGUAUCUGGCGUCAUCAAGUUGAAGUUCACAAUCAAAACACAAUGGCUCCAUCAGAGAACUUUUCUUUACCUAUCCUGGAUCACAAUGGAGAAAUAACUAGUUCGUCAAGAUUGCCUCCUCAGUCAGAAUCCAAUAAAAUGAACAAUUUUGUUGCUGCAAAGGAAGACGGUGUAUUCAGUGAUUCGUCAGAACAAAUAAAUUUUGAUUCCGAAGAUUCCUCAUGCCUACCUGAAGACUUAAGUGUUUCCAAGCAGUUUAAAAUUCAGAUCAAAGAAGAGCCUGCAGACGAUAUAGAGGACGAGGUCACUGAAACGAGCAGAGAACCUAAAGAAGUAGUCUCCAACAAAGAUGCUGGUUUGUGGCCCUGUGAAAAGUGUGGGAAGAUUUUCACUGUACGCAAACAGCUGGAGCGUCACCAAGAGCUCUUAUGCUCUGUGAAGCCAUUUAUUUGUCACGUGUGUAACAAGGCCUUCCGAACCAAUUUCCGUCUGUGGAGUCACUUCCAGUCUCAUAUGUCACAGGCUGCAGAGGAGUCCACAAAUAAGGAGCCUGAGAUAUGUCCACCAGCUAAUUCCCCAUCACCACCACCCUUACCUCCACCCCCACCCCUCCCCAAAAUCCAGCCUUUGGAGCCUGAUAGUCCAACUGGUGUGUCUGAAAGCUCCACUACUACUGAAAAAUUGUUUGUACCACAGGAGUCAGAUACACUCUUCUAUCAUGCUCCACCACUCUCAGCAAUCACAUUCAAAAGACAAUACAUGUGUAAACUCUGUCAUAGGACUUUCAAGACAGCUUUUAGUCUUUGGAGCCAUGAACAGACACACAAUUAGCUUUAACAGAUACCUUAAAAAGCUGGUUCAGUGGAGGCUGUGUUCAGGAUCUCAGAUGUAUGCCGUAUAAACUAGAAAUCUAAAAGGAUCAAAAUGACGACAACGACAAAAAAUUUGAAAUUUGUGAUGCUGCUUGGAUUUGGAGAUUAAGGUAAAUUAACUUGGUAUAGAAGGUAGAAAGCAGAGUAAUUUAAAAUACUGUGGUCUGGGAUCUAAUAGUAACAGAAUAAUUUUUAUUUCAUUUAACACUGAAAUACGAUCACAUCUGGAUUGUAUGCAUGGAUCUUCAUCCUGUGAUGUUGGUGUGUGCGUGUGUAUUAUAUAUAAAGUUAUAUAUUAAAUGAAAGAGCAACAACAAUUUGGAUUCUAACUGUGAGUUUAUAGUAGUGAAAUACUGUAACCAACUUCAUUCAUUUUUUUUUUUUAAAGAAACCCACACACACACAAGCUCCAUAUAAAUAGUUGCCAUGCACUUGCAGUUAGGGAGGAAGUGGAUAGAGUGUCUUGCUGUAUUGACUUAGGUCUUAGAAACCUUUAGCAAUAACAAAUAAACCUCAAGUUUGAGUAAUCCUGAUGUUAUUGGAUACGAAUGUUUGAUAUUUUAAGGGAACAUAGAAUUGUUUUGUUGUUAUAUGGAACUUGUGCAAAUUAAAAUAGAAUCUGAAGUCAGCAAUAUUAUUACUAAGAUUUUAUAUAAAAAGUAGCAGCAAGCCUGCUUUCAGCCAUUUAAUUAUAAGUUUCUAAGGAAAAUUGGGGGAGGGGGGUACUUUGCUUUAUAUAAUGUCCCAAAGACUAACUUACUAUAGAUACUUCAGUAGCUGAAGUCAUUGUAUUAACAGCCAUCAUAAUGCAAAUGGUACUGUUUAUAUUAUGAACUAAGAUUGAAUGGAUGUCAGACAAGUUUCAUAAUUUUGUUUCCACUAUUUGUACAAAUGUUUGUAAUUCUAACUACAGAGGAAUGUUUAACUACUAAAUCAAAAAAAGAGAGCUCAUUAAGGGACAGAAGAUGAGUUAUGUUCCUACACACAGUAAUAAGCUUGGCCAUGAGUACAAAGAUAGGUUUUAACAAAAACUAAAAUGUAAAUAUUUAUAUAGACACCUGUAUAAAUGAAGAAGUAUGUAUUUGAAAUUUGUAUUAAGCAUACAUAUCCAGCUCAAAGCAGAGGAAAAAACAUCACACUACAAUCACUGCAUUUUAUGAAUACAAUGCAUAGAAUAUUUCUUUCUGCCGCUUUCUAUAAUUUGUGAUACUGUGUUGCAGUUUCCUAAUUUGUUGAGAAUCGUGGUAACAAUGGGCUGCAGAUACUCUGUGCGGUUCCAUUAUUUUACCUCAAAUCACAACUGGACCAUUUAGUGUAAGUAGGAUCAUAGAUAUUUACCAGAAGCUAUAGUAAGGGUCCAAAAUUAUUCUGUAAGUAAAAGAAAUAUUUACCCAGAAGUAGGUGGUCAACUAACAGUGAAAAAUUCUUCCGCUAGAGUUUAAACUUAAUGGAGUGGUGAUGGAUUAAAGUGAACGUAAAUGAUGCAAACAGUAUUACUGAAAGCAACAGGAGGAGUUUGGUCACAGUUUCAGGGGGAGCAGGAGUGAGGCUUUAAUUGUGUAUGUAACUAUGAAUUUUUUUUCAGCAUCCCAAACUCACAAGUAAAAGGAAUUGCAAUCUGACACUAAGAUUUAGCAAACUUAAGCACAAGUGUAACUCCUAAGAAUCUGAGCAUGGGCAUCCUUAGUUAGGCACACACAGGAGUAAAUUUUUCUCAGUGAAAGCCCUUUUCCAACAGAUUUUUUGCUUUGUUUUGUUAUUUUUCCUGUAAGUUAAGUUUAAAAGAAUUGGCGCAGGAUGGACCACUGACUUUUUUUCAGCUACCAAAAAAAUUUGCAAUGUUGAUUUCAAGCCUCUUCUGUUUCAUUUUUUAUUAAAAUCUAAAAUAGUUACUAAACACUUCUAAUAGUAGCAUGUUGUCCUUUUUUGUCCUCUUUCAGGCAAAUUGUAUCUGAAUAUGAUUACACUAAUUUGUUAGAAUGUCAGUUAAACUCUUUUGGUGACAUUGCAAUUAAAACAAGGUACUUGUUUAAUAGUGACAUUUCUAGUUACUGACUUUUUUAUUCCACCUAAUAAGACUAAAUUUCUUUCUUACCAAAAACAAUUUCAAAAUAAAAUGGUUAUUGCACUUAACCUGGUAUAACAAAAUCAGAAAAACUCAAAGCUUUGCUGUCCUUUAAAUGUAUUUAAGGAACCUGUGCAUAUAAAAUACAAACAUGUUUUUGUAAAAUGGUUCCUAAGUUUUCACCAGUGAUUCCUCUACACAACAGUCUGAAAGUUUAUAUGUAGCCUUUUGAAAAUCAGCAUGCUUUCUAAAGGAAGAUGACGACUAGUUCAGCUAUGUCAUAGUCAUCUAACUUCCAGCUGGGAUUCUGCUAUGUGAUACAAUGAUAAAUUCCACACACUUUAAAUCAAAAGCUUGUGCAACAUCUUUGAAGAAACCUUGACCUUUUUCCUAGUAUACUAUGUAUUGUAAAAAAUCCAUAAAAUAUUUUUGGUCUGAAUAGCCUCCUUCUAAGUUUUUCUUCAGUCGUUGCGGGGGG